Protobothrops mucrosquamatus (brown spotted pit viper) is the source of this 1773-nucleotide messenger RNA. RefSeq names its product kelch like family member 21 (gene KLHL21). The transcript is spliced from 4 exons. The coding region runs from base 1 to 1773 and encodes 590 amino acids. Gene Ontology annotation, molecular function: protein binding. The record is from RefSeq and is a predicted model, not a curated record. NCBI's taxonomy places the organism in Eukaryota, Metazoa, Chordata, Lepidosauria, Squamata, Viperidae.
AUGGAGGCGGAAGAAGCGGCGCACGCCUCGGCCCUCCUGCGCGGCCUGGCCGGGCUGCGCGCCGAGCGGGCGCUGCUGGACGUGACCCUCCUGGCCGGCACGGGCGAGGAAUUCGGCGCGCACCGCGCCGUGCUGGCCGCGGCUUCGGGCUACUUCCGCGCCAUGUUCGCCGGCGGCUUGCGCGAAGCCCGAGCCUCCCGGGUGAGGCUGCACGGGGUGGAGCCGGACUGCCUGGCGCUGCUGCUGGACUUCGCCUACACCGGCCGCCUGGGCGCCCUGAGCGGGGAGCCGCAGCUGGCCGAGCGCCUCCUGCGCGCCGCCGACCUGCUCCAGUUCCCCGCGGUCAAGGCUGCCUGCGGCGCCUGGCUGGCCGCCCGCCUGGAGCCCUGCGCCGCCCUGGACCUGCAGGACUUCGGCGAGACCUUCGCCUGCGCCCCGCUGGCCGAGGCCGCCCGCCGCUGCGUCCUGCGCCACGCGGCCGACCCGGACGGGGAGCUGGGCGCGCAGCUGGAGCGCGUCCCCUUGGCCCGGCUGGUCUCCUACCUGCGCGAGGACGCGCUGCGCGUGCCCAAGGAGGAGGCCGCCUUCGCCCUGGCCCUGCGCUGGGUGCGCGCCGAGCCGGGAUCGCGCGCGGGGCUCCUGCCCCAGCUGCUGGCCCACGUGCGCCUGCCCUUCGUGCGCCGCUUCGCCCUGCUGGCGCAAGUGGAGGGCGAGCCGCUGGUGGCCCGAUCCGCCGCCUGCCUGCGCCUGGUGGCCGAGGCCCGGCUCUUCCAAGCCGGCCGGCUGGACCGGCACGAGGGAGCGCCCUGCGCCCGCCUGCGCCCGCGCCCCUCCACCGGGCUGGCCGAGCUGCUGGUGGUGCUGGGCGGAUGCGACCGGGAUUGCGACGAGCUGGCGACCGUGGACGGCUUCAACCCGCGCACGGGCCACUGGCGCUACCUGGCCGAGUUCCCCGAGCACCUGGGAGGCGGGUACAGCGCGGUUGCCCUGGGCAACGAUGUCUACGUCACCGGCGGCUCCGACGGCUCGCGGCUCUACGACUGCGUCUGGCGCUACAACUCCAGCGUGAACGAGUGGACGGAGGUGUCCCCCAUGCUGAAAGCCCGCGAGUACCACAGCUCGGCUGUCUUGGACGGCCUCCUCUACAUCGUGGCGGCCGACAGCACCGAGCGCUACGACCACACGCUGGACAGCUGGGAGGUGCUGCAGCCCAUGCUCUACCCCAUGGACGACUGCUCCACCACCACCUACCGCGGGAAGCUCUACGCCACCGGCUCCCUGGCCGGGAAGGAGUCCCUGGUCAUGCAGUGCUACGACCCCGGGUCGGAUCUGUGGUCCCUGGUCAACUGUGGGCCCCUGCCCCCCUGGUCCUUCGCCCCCAAGGCGGUCACCCUUGGGGGGCUCAUGUACUUCAUCAGAGAUGACUCAGCUGAAGUUGAUGUCUAUAACCCAGCCAAGAACCAGUGGGACAAAAUCCCUCCAAUGCUCCAGGUGCACGUGGGAGGCAGCCUAGCCGUGCUCGGAGGUAAACUCUACGUCUCCGGCGGUUACGACAACACUUUUGAACUCUCCGCCAUGGUGGAGACGUACGAUCCCGAGAGCCGCAAGUGGAGCGUGGCCGGCCAGUUGCCGGAGCCCAUUUUUUGGCACAGCAGCGUCAGCAUCUUCCGCCAGUUCAUGCCGGAGACGCUGGAGGGGGAGGAGGGGAAGCAGGCCCUGGAAGACCCCUUCGCCCCCAACCCUCCCAGACAAGACUUGCAGGAGCUGCGUUAA